UUCAUCCGCGCGGUCGGCGACGCCUACAACGACAACCCCUACCACAACUUCCGCCACGGCGUCGCCGUGCUCCACCUGAGCUUCGUCGCGCUCUGCCACACGCGGCGCGCCAAGGGGCUCACGUCGCUCGACAUCCUGUCGCUCAAGGUCGCCGCGCUCUGCCACGACAUCGACCACCCGGGCUGGAACAACGACUUCGAGGUGAACUCGAGCAGCGACAAGGCGCUGCUCUACAACGACGUGUCCGUGCUCGAGAACCACCACGCGGCCUACACGUUCGGGGUGUUGCUCCGGAGGCCCGAGCUCGACUUCCUGGCGUCCAUCGCGACCGACGCGAGGAAGGAGCUGCGCAAGGUCGUCAUCUCCUGCAUCCUGGCCACGGACAUGAGCGGCCACGGCAAGCACGUCGACGAGCUGCGGCGCUUCGUGGACCGCCAGGCCUCGGGGAAGAUCGUCGACGACGAGUCGCCGACGCACGAGCGGCGCCAGUUCUACAUGGACACGAUCAUCCACCUCGGCGACAUGGCGGGCCAGGCGUUGCCGUCCUACGACACGGCGAAGAAGUGGGGCUACAAGAUCGUCGAGGAGUUCCAGAACCAGGCGGCCAAGGAGUCGAAGAUGGGCCUGCCCGUGUCGCCCUUCAUGGCCAAACUCAGCACGGAGGUCGACGUCGCCAUGUCCCAGGUCGCCUUCAUCGACUACGUCGUCGGGCCCCUCAUCACCGUCGUCGUCAGGGCAGGACAAGAGAGCGAAAUUCCCAACUUCAAAGGCUCAUAUCUCGGCCGCUUUCCACUCGUUUCGGCUGACUUUUGGACGAGCGAUCAUCUCUCGGAACGGUCUCGAAGCGUGAAUGCUUUUCUUGGAACGCACGCGCGCGGAACGCUCACGUUGAAGCGACGUUGA
Molecule: messenger RNA, 903 nt
Organism: Aureococcus anophagefferens
Lineage: Eukaryota; Pelagophyceae; Pelagomonadales; Pelagomonadaceae
Gene: PDE4
Exons: 1
Biological process (GO): signal transduction
Molecular function (GO): 3',5'-cyclic-nucleotide phosphodiesterase activity
Source: RefSeq, a predicted model, not a curated record